This is a messenger RNA of Dictyostelium purpureum, 3033 nucleotides long. RefSeq lists its product as uncharacterized. The record is from RefSeq and is a predicted model, not a curated record. The transcript has a single exon. The coding region runs from base 1 to 3033 and encodes 1010 amino acids. NCBI's taxonomy places the organism in Eukaryota, Evosea, Eumycetozoa, Dictyosteliales, Dictyosteliaceae.
AUGGAUAGUAGUAAUAGUAAUAGUAACAGUAACAAUAAUAAUAUAAAUAAAAAUGAAGUAUUGUUUUGGAAAAUAUUUCAUAAUAAAUAUUUAUUCAAUUUAAUCAUUAAUCAAAUCCAUUUUACUGAUUGGAUUGAUAAAGAAUCAAUAUUAUUUCAAAAUAGGAAAUUUAAAGAUACAUUCGAUCUUCAAUUAAUGUUAAUUGGUAAACAAUAUUCAUUAAUCAAAGAUAAAUUAAUACACAAUGAUUAUCUAUUCAUUAGAGAAGAUUCAAUACAGGAAUUAUUUUAUAAAUUAUUAAUUUCUCAAAAACAUGCAGACUAUCCAGUUAUAAAAGAAAUAUUUAAUUUAUUAUUAGAAAAGUACAGCAAAGAAUAUUUUGAAAUAGAUAUGGUUAAAAUGGUCUUAUUAAAUUGUGGCAGUGAAAUAAAACUAUCAAUUUUAAAACAAGUAAUAAGUGAACCUUACUCUUUCGAUAUCAAACUAUCUCAUUUAGAAAAAUCAUUAUCCUAUUGCAGUUUUCCAAUUAUUAAAGAAUUAUUUUUAAAAUAUAAUCAAUAUAAUCAAUAUAAUAAUUAUAAUAAUAAUAAUAAUAAUAAUAAUAACAACAAUAAUGAUAAUUAUAAUCAAUUAAAACUAAAUGCAUUAAGUUUGGCAAUUGAUCACAAUAUAAAAUCCAAAAUAGACCCAGAAAUAAUUCAUUAUAUUCUAGAUAGUUUUUAUUCAGAACCAUCACCAUCAGCAUCAGCAUUGCCAACUUCAAUUAGUUUUAGUGGUUUAAAUAAAAUCGAAUGUCAUAAAGCAAUAUCGAGAUUAACAAAAUUAAAUUUAGUAAAAGAUCAAACACAAUGUUUAUCAGUUUAUCCAAAAAUUAAACAAAUCAAUGUGAAUACAUCAAUAGAUCAAAUUUUAGCAAUUUUUAAAAUAUAUUUUACAUAUUCAUGCAGUUGUAUACGGAACAAUAAAAAAUGCAGUAACUCGAAUGAGGCAAAAGAAGAUUUUUUUGAAAAAGUAAAACAAAUUAUUGGUAUGGAUUUGAGAGAAGAUACAAGUGAUGAUGUUGGCUGUAAUCUAGAUUUUGAAGCAAUAAAACAAUUUAAAUUUUCAAUUGCAAACCGUUUUAAUUUAAAAAGUUUUUUAAUUGAAUUAAUGAUUUUUUAUCGAAUUUCGGAAGUUUAUGAUUCCGAUGGUUGUUUCCUUUUUGAUUCAAAUAAUUUAGGUUCGGGUUUAAAACCAAACAAAAAUAAAAUGAUUCUAAAUAAACCAGAAAUUAGUAGUAAAAUAAUAUUAAAUAGGGUUUUGGAAAAGUGUAGUGAAAAAUUCAAAAAUCCGCAAUUAGUUGAUCAAAUAUAUGAUGCAAUAGAUCUUUUACCAUAUUUAGAUAUAGACCCACCAUUACAGUCUGACACAAAUAGAGAUUAUCAAAUUUUGGAAUAUUUAAUAACAAAUGGUCAAAUCAAAAGCAUGGACAAAUUUUAUUGGCUCUUCAAAUUAAUUUAUAGUUUAGAUUCAAAAUUUUUCAAUUCAUUUAGUUUAGAUAGUCUUAUUGGAAAAAUGGGUUAUAAACAUGUAGAAUAUUUGUUAUUCAGGUGCUUAAAAGAAGAGUUAUGGGGUCUUUCAAAUGUAUUCACUCAACUGCUUUUUCUUUAUGAUCCAAGUCCAGAUUUAUUAAGUUUUCAAAUGACAUUUAAUUUAAUUGAAGAUUUUAAAAAGGACUUUUAUUAUAGUUUUAACAAUUCUCGUCAUUUUAAUAAAAUAAAGUCUACACCAGAAAACAUUGCCAAAGAAAUAAUAACACUUAUCAACACUAUGUUAAAAUCACAAGAAAUAACACCUUUAACAAAUAAUAUUUUAAAUUAUAUAUAUCAAAAAUUUAUUAGUUAUAAAAUAGAUAAUCAUCAUAGAGAAUUAAUCAUAAUUAGAAAGCUCUUUAAGGAACACUCAGUAUCAAUCUCGCACAGUUUGUUUUAUUCUUUAGCAUAUCUCAAUAUAAGGUCGCCAGAAAUACAACAUAUAAUAGAAAAUGUACCAGGGUAUUCAGGAAUUAGAUUUGACUAUGUAAAUGGUGAGCCAAUAGGAAGUGGUUAUGAUAUCGUUAAAUAUUUAGAUUGCAAUAUAUUUACAUAUGAUUUCGUGCUGGGUACCGAACAUAAUGAGGAGUAUUUUAUAAAUUCACUAUAUUGCGUUAUAGAUAGAGUGAUGAACCAAUUAUCAAUUCCAUUUUCAAAUUCACCAAGUAUUAGCAAAAAAUUAUUCAUAGAAUUAUAUUUAUCAACAUCUUUAAAGUUUAAAAGAUUUAGUUUGUUUUUUAAAACUCUCGAUAAAAUCCAUAAAAACAUAUCAACCCCAACAACAGAAGAUGAAACAGAUACUAUUUGUAGUUUAUUUAAUGAUGAUAUUUUGCCACUCAGAUACAAAAAUAGUUUCUAUUCAUUGGUUUCGAAUAGUAUGAAUAGCCAAGAGCUUAGCAAGUUUAUAGAAUAUCAUAGUCGUUAUAUAAAUUUAAUUUAUAUUCAGAUGGUUAUUAAUGGUAAUUUCAGUUUAGCAAGAUUCCUAUUGGAUAAUUAUAGCUCAUACAUCAAUGUAUUCCCAAGUUUUUUAAUAGAUAGUGAAAAAUCAUUUGGCAUAAUAAAAUUCAAAUACAAAUAUUUAGAAUUACAAAUGUUAUUUAAACACUAUCCAAACUUAGUUAUGGACCCAUCUACAAUAACAGGUGUUAUAACAAAUGAAAUCUAUUUGUUAUUAUCCAACUAUGUAUAUCUUAGUCCCAAAAAUCGGGGUAUUAGCCGAUAUGAAAAUGAUAUAAAUAAUUUAUUUUUAAAAUCAUUUAUAGAAGGCGAUAUCAAAGUUUGCAAUUUAAUCAAAUGUCAUUAUAAAAAUAAAUUUAGAAUUACUGGUCAAGCUGCUCAGCAAGCAAUAAAAAAUGGAAAUAUUAAUAUUUUAAAUUAUUUUUUAAAUCCAAUCAACAGUUCAUCAUUAAAUGAACAUGAUAAGGAGGUUUUAUUAUCAAUAACUCCCAAUAAAAAUAAUUAG